UGAUGAAGCAAAAUAAUGGAAGACUUAUACUUAAGGUUAAAAAGCGAAGAGAUUCUGUCCCAUCAUCAAACAAAGUGAACCAGCAUAUUCUAAAUAACAAAGAAAAUGAAGAAGCAAAACGUGGUCAGAAAAGACCAAAUCCUUUUACCAAAUUGGACACUGUUAAGAAAUUACAACGGAGUAGUCCGUUGAAAACAGUUGAAAACACUUUCUUAAGAAAACUUGAAACUUGUGGUAAAAGUAGGCACAUUAUUGUGUCACAUGAAAGUACAGCUGCUGAAAGUACUAUUCCACACAAUGAUUUUAAAGAGGAGACAGAACAGCCGAAAUACUCAUAUAAAAACUUAGAAUUCCCUCUGGAUUGGAGUUUAAAACAAAAAAUUAGGUUCAUGUCAAGUAAGCCUUUUGAUAAAUGCAAAAACACUAAAUCAGUUGAUGAAUCACAAGGCAUUGUUGAUUUUACAGAGCGAAAAUUGGAUGGAACAAAGUUAUGUUGUUGUCUUCAUAACUGGAUGCACCCGUGUUUACCUGGUAUAUCUAAUUUUCCUGUCAAAUCAAAAUCUACUGUUGGAGUAAAGGAUGAUAAAAGUUUAAAUAUCAUUGCAAGUAAUAAAAAGUUUGGCGACUUUGUCAUGGAUCAGUGGAGAUUAAGUUUUCAAUCUUUGUUCAAUAUGUUAAAAACUAAGCACUGCCCGUAUUUUUACUUGUGUUCGUAUCAGUUGACAGUGUUGUUUAAAGCAUCUGGUGUUGGUGAAAAUCAAAUGGUUGCUAUUGUUACUCCUACUACGAAAGGAUUUCGUCAAAUGUUGAAAGAUGAAGGCAUUUCUUUUGAGCUUCCACUGGAAAGUACGCCAAUUAACGUAUUAGCCGAAGAAAACUACUCUGAUCACGAAGACGAAGAAUGUGAAGCAAACUUAUUAAAUGAUUCAAACAAUGAUGAUUUCUUGGACAGCAUCGGGUUAAGCAAAGACCAACAUUUUCCGAGUAUUGAGGAACAACAAAGAUUGGAUGCAAAAUCAAAAAUGCGUCAAUUAGAUAACCGACCAGAAUCAACCAUUAAAAUCAAAAAUUGUCAAGCUUUGUUUAAUUUUUUGCUAAAUGCAAAGUUUCUGUGUCCACCUUCAGGCAACAUGAUGGGUGUUCCUCCAACAUUGCUUUCUCCAGCCCCCUUUGAAGGAGCAACAUUGUCUAAAUGUAAAGUCACACAUGGACCAGUGAAGCAUGUAAAGAAAUGGAACACUUACAUGGUAAAUUGCGUGGAUGUAAGUGGCUAUAUCUUACCCACUCAACUAAAACGUUUAGUGGAACUUUUUGCGGAUAAAACACACGAUGAGUUGAUCAUUCAAACGAAAACCUUUGAAAAGCUAUGCCCACUAAACCUCAACAAUGAAGAAAAACUCGAUCAAUGUUCGAUCAAUGAUGAUAAUAGAUUUGGCGUGUCGUUAUCAAUGUUGGGUUAUUUAAAUCAAAAGUGCACCGCUCUUCCUGAUCAUUCAGAUAUUUUAUUUAAUGAUAACGAAUUUAAAUUUUAGCAUUUUAUCACUUGCAUGUAUUUUUUUAUCCAUAUCUUUGAAAUAUUUAGCGGACAUGUGAAGUCAAGGGAAAGAAUUUCCCACCAAGCAAUACCUUAUAUUUUUAGUAAUUCUUAAAUGUCAUACAAAAUAUUAAUUAACUUGAUUGACUAUUUAUUCUAUAUUUUAUUUUAUUUUUUUUACGUCAUAAUAUAUAUCACUAGUUAAUAGU
Messenger RNA from Hydractinia symbiolongicarpus, 1743 nucleotides. RefSeq names its product protein downstream neighbor of Son-like. Gene Ontology annotation, biological process: nuclear DNA replication. The coding region runs from base 3 to 1532 and encodes 509 amino acids. Lineage: Eukaryota; Metazoa; Cnidaria; Hydrozoa; Anthoathecata; Hydractiniidae. The transcript has 3 exons. Gene Ontology annotation, cellular component: nucleus. The record is from RefSeq and is a predicted model, not a curated record.